Daldinia caldariorum is the source of this 915-nucleotide messenger RNA. RefSeq lists its product as uncharacterized. The record is from RefSeq and is a predicted model, not a curated record. NCBI's taxonomy places the organism in Eukaryota, Fungi, Ascomycota, Sordariomycetes, Xylariales, Hypoxylaceae. The transcript has a single exon. Bases 154 to 906 code for a protein of 250 amino acids.
CGCGAUGCCUAAUAAAGAAGCACCCACUUCUCAAAGACUGCCAUUGUAUUCAAAAGAACGCGUCAGCAAUGAUGACCGGGUCAUUUCCAGCAACCCUCGUAGCGUUUCUAAAAGACAUGCCAUACGUUCAGUGACAUCCCAAAUGAUCCGGACAUGCCUCCCCAGACCAAAGUCGCCUGGCACCAGCUAGGACCGACCAGCGCAGGAUUUUCCAAGGGGGAUAUCGAGUUUAUGAAAAUAGAAGAAUACUUACGAAUCAAGUGGCCGUGUUCGGACCCCAUGCCCGCACCGUUUGACCCGAUAAAAUUAGAAGCUGUGAUGCAGGCCCGGUUCAAGAGUCGCAAUAAAGAUAAAGGCACGACUGGGAUCAAUGCUACGGAUUCACCAGGAAACGAGGCCGGGCCACCCGAUUUAGACGCUGAGGGGCAAUCCCGGAUGGACGAACAGGUGUCAGAUGUAAUCUACCCCGAGGAAGCAAACAUCUCCGUCGCAUCCGUGUUCGCAGGUGUACCACUUCCUAAGCCAAUAGACUCGGGCGAGCAAUUCGAAGGAUACGACAUGGAAGUAACCUUGGAAGCUGCAUCAUCAGGAAACAUCUCACAGGUGAGUCUGAGUCAUGGCGUUCAGCCUAUGGCGGCUGAUAUGAUCUACUUGGAACCGGAACCGGAACCGGAGCCCGAGCCGGAGUGGGAGCGGGAGCGGGAGUUGAAGCCCGUUCGACGCGGGUCGGCUCCGCGCGUGGGCUCUGGAUCCAAACCACCGCUCUCCAGAAGUGCAUUCUCCAAUGCUCCGAAGCCAUGUGCCAAGGACAGAUAUCUAGACAAAAAGCCCUGCUUGACUUUGGCAGGAUAUCCGCGACCGCCUAGAUAUUUUCCCUUCAGAAGCAAAAUAGGUUCUAAUAAAUGAUGAUGAUGA